AUGAUCUAAUUUAAUUCAAGUACUCUGAUAGGACCUAAAUCUAUCUUUCUGUAACCUUUAGAAAUUUACUAAAAUCAUGAUAUUGAUGACACUUAAUGUGCAGAUGACUUUACAAAUAAAUACUUAUCAUAAACCAAUAACUCUAUAUAAGAAACUCCGCAAAAUAAGAUUGAAGGAGGCAAUAAAAAAAAAGAGGGCAAGAAAAAGGUUAAGUUUAAUCUAAACAUCGUUCAUUGUUAAUUUAAUCAAAAAGAACCUGCAAUUGCUAUUGGAAAACUAGUUUAAAAGUUGAUAAAUUAGAAACCUUAUUUAGAUUGGGUAAAUCCAUAGAUAUAAAAAAACUAAUGA
Paramecium octaurelia is the source of this 348-nucleotide messenger RNA. NCBI's taxonomy places the organism in Eukaryota, Ciliophora, Oligohymenophorea, Peniculida, Parameciidae. The record is from the annotation of a GenBank genome assembly.